CUGGUGAGUUUCGAAACUAUGAAAAAACCCCAUAAUUCUCUGCUAUUUUUACCAGCAACCAAAAUCACAGAUCCAGUCAGAUAAAACCCCGUAAGACCAAACCCACUCCUAUUCUUCCCCGUCAAAUCAAAUACAUCCUCCAACUCCCAAUCCCCACAAUUUUUGACAGAAGCUAAAAAAUGCCAACAUUCUUGCACCAAAGACCUCUCCACGGCACAGUCUCUGAUCCCUACCCGCUAUCACCACGCCAAUCUUCCUCCUCCCAACGACAAAUUUCACUCUUCAGCCGCACAGGCCUAAUAGCCUUACUAUCCCUCCUCCUAAUUCUAGGCGUAAUCUUACCCUGGGCAGGCACACCCUCAUUUUUCUCAGCAACAAAUCCUGCCUCGCUUGCAAAAUGGCAACAAUACACACUACCCCAAGCGGUGGCGUUUGUUGCAAAAAACAAGACAGUGAUUGUUUGCGCAGUUAGCCAACCUUACUUGCCAUUUUUAAGUAAUUGGUUGAUCAGUAUUUCGAGACAAAAGCAUCAAGAUAAGGUUCUUGUUAUUGCCGAGGAUUAUGCUACUCUUUAUAAUGUCAAUGAGAGAUGGCCUGGUCAUGCUGUUCUUGUGCCUCCUGCUCCUGAUUCACAGUCUGCUCAUAAGUUUGGUUCUCAGGGAUUUUUCAAUUUUACAUCUAGGAGGCCUCGGCAUUUGCUGCACAUUUUGGAGCUUGGGUAUAAUGUGAUGUACAAUGAUGUGGAUAUGGUGUGGUUAGGAGAUCCUUUCCGGUAUUUGGAGGGAAACCAUGAUGUGUACUUCACCGAUGACAUGGCUGCGGUGAAGCCACUGGACCAUUCCCAUGAUUUACCACCACCAGGUAAAAAGGGGCGCACUUACAUAUGUAGUUGCAUGAUUUUCAUGCGUCCCACUGAUGGAGCAAAGCUAGUUAUGAAGAAAUGGAUUGAGGAACUUAAAGCUCAGCCUUGGUCCAAAACAAAGAAAGCCAAUGAUCAGCCUGCUUUUAACUGGGCAUUGAAUAAAACAGCUGGACAGGUGGAUCUGUAUCUUCUGCCCCAGGCAGCAUUCCCAACAGGAGGAUUAUACUUCAAGAAUCAGACAUGGGUGCAGGAAACUAAGGGAAAGCAUGUCAUCAUUCACAACAAUUACAUCACAGGUUUUGAGAAGAAGAUAAAGCGUUUCCGUGAUUAUAGUCUCUGGUUGGUGGAUGAUCAUGCAAGUGAGUCCCCCCUUGGAAAAUUAUAAUGAAUCAAAAGACCCUUUGAGUUGGUGUGCCUGCAUGGCUAAUCACACUCUUUCUUUGCCUUGGAUGAAAUGGGGUGUUUCUGCCCAUCAGCUGUUGGCCAUGGAACCGUAUAAACAGUAUGGAGGAUCGGGAGCUUGAGUGUUUUUCUUUCUGCCAUUUAUUUCAUGUUAAUAGCUGAGCGCUAGCUUAAGGGUGGAUUACUUUUGAAAUGGCUCGGUUUAUAUUCUCUCUCGUAGAUGGAAUUCAUUUCACAUAGGAAGUGCAAAGUGCAAAUUGGGUGGAAUUCAUCUCCCCACUCGGCCACAGUUGGAUCUCUGUUUCAUAUUUUACCACCCUUUAGUGAUUAAGCCAACGAGCUACUCGCAUAAAUUUUUAUGCAAACACAGUUUUUCUCCGCUGUACAAAAUCAAUCAGGUCUUCUGAACUCUUUCCAGAUCAAUUAUUGUAUCAUUUGUGAA
Populus nigra (black poplar) is the source of this 1706-nucleotide messenger RNA. RefSeq names its product UDP-D-xylose:L-fucose alpha-1,3-D-xylosyltransferase MGP4-like. The transcript has 4 exons. Gene Ontology annotation, cellular component: Golgi apparatus. Gene Ontology annotation, molecular function: glycosyltransferase activity. NCBI's taxonomy places the organism in Eukaryota, Viridiplantae, Streptophyta, Magnoliopsida, Malpighiales, Salicaceae. The coding region runs from base 180 to 1247 and encodes 355 amino acids. The record is from RefSeq and is a predicted model, not a curated record.